AUGGGUUCCUCUCGUUCACGUGCCUCUGCCACUGCCAAAGAACGCCUACGUUGGACACAAGAACUCCAUGAUCGCUUUGUGGUGGCUGUAAAUAGACUAGGUGGCCCUGAUCGGGCAACACCAAAAGGUAUAUUGAAAGGAAUGAAGGCUAUGGGUAUUUCAGAGCUAAACAUUUAUCAUGUCAAAAGCCACUUGCAGAAAUACAGGAUCUCCAAAUUGAUUCCAGAAUCCCCCACAAGAGGAAAACUUGAGAAGAGAAGCAUAUCAGAUAUACUUCCAAAUUUUAGCUCUAUAUCUGCUCUUCAACUAAAGGAACUGCUUCAGAUGCAAUCAGAGGUGCAAAAUCGCUUGAGUGAAAAAACACAGGUUCAGAGAAGUAUGAAGGCAAAAGGUGAAGCACAAGGAAGGUACAUGGAGAGACUUGGACAAAGCAGUGAUAACCAAACAAUAACUGGAAAAGCAUGCAAGCCUUUUGCUUCUUCUGCAACUGCACCUCUGCCUUCUCUUUCUCAGGAAUCUGAAUCAUUGAAAUCACAAAGUGAGAAAGAAAAUGAAACAGUGAAAAAGCAAAGGAUUUCAGAAGAGGGUGUUUUUCCGACAAGUUUUGAAGAUGCACCAUCCACCCCACCACAAUUCUACAACCAAACAUGGAAUCUUCCUUGGAGUCAGCUUGCAGCAGCAUGCCAAUCAACUUUGGAUCCCACUUUCUUAUUUUGA
This is a messenger RNA of Vigna unguiculata (cowpea), 717 nucleotides long. RefSeq names its product myb family transcription factor PHL6-like. The record is from RefSeq and is a predicted model, not a curated record. Lineage: Eukaryota; Viridiplantae; Streptophyta; Magnoliopsida; Fabales; Fabaceae. Gene Ontology annotation, molecular function: DNA binding; DNA-binding transcription factor activity.